Molecule: messenger RNA, 957 nt
Organism: Papaver somniferum (opium poppy)
Lineage: Eukaryota; Viridiplantae; Streptophyta; Magnoliopsida; Ranunculales; Papaveraceae
Product: glutathione S-transferase DHAR2-like
Exons: 6
Coding region: 100-741 (213 amino acids)
Biological process (GO): cellular oxidant detoxification; ascorbate glutathione cycle; protein glutathionylation
Molecular function (GO): glutathione dehydrogenase (ascorbate) activity
Source: RefSeq, a predicted model, not a curated record
UCAAGAAAAAUCUCUAUGAGACUCUGCUGUUUAUAUAAUCGAAAUACCCACUAGACUCUUAAACCUCCAUCUCUCAACUCCCUCCUUAAUCUCACAGCAAUGGCUUUGGAAAUCUGUGCGAAAGCAGCUGUUGGUGCUCCUCAUCUUCUUGGUGACUGUCCUUUUACUCAAAGGGUUCUUCUUACCUUAGAAGAGAAGAAUAUUUCAUACCAGAUGCAUUUGAUUGACGUUUCCAACAAACCCCAAUGGUUUUUGGAAGUCAAUCCAGAAGGUAAAGUACCUGUUGUCAAAUUUGAUGGUAAAUGGGUUCCAGAUUCUGAUGUUAUCACUCAAAUUCUUGAGGAGAAGUACCCUGAACCAUCACUUGUUACUCCUUCGGAAUAUGCCUCGGUUGGAUCGAAAAUAUUUGGAACUUUUGUUACCUUCUUGAAAAGUAAGGAUGCUAUUGAUGGUUCAGAGCAGGCAUUGAUAUUUGAAUUGUUUGCAUUGGAUAAGCACCUUAAAACUCAUGGUCCUUUUGUCAAUGGAGAGAAAGUAUCUGCAGUUGAUUUGAGUUUGGCGCCAAAGCUUUACCACCUCGAGGUUGCUCUUGAGCAUUUUAAGAGCUGGAGUGUUCCAGAGAACUUGGCUCAUGUCAGAAACUACACGAAGUUGCUCUUCUCUAGGGAAUCAUUCAUUAAGACCGUGACAUCUGACAAGAAGUACGUGAUUGCAGGAUGGGGACCCAAGGUUAAUCCGUGAAGAUUGUUAUUGUCUGUUUUAAGCCUUCAAGAGUAAUAGAAUUUUAUGUAAGCUGUUGUGUUUUCUGGCAGUCUAAAACUAGGAAAUGAGUCAACUGUCUCGCUAUCCUCCUGUCCUGGUAAACCGUUCUUCUGUGCCCGAAAAUGUAUUAGGGUAUAAUAACUAUCAAAAUAAAGUCGUCUUACUUCUAAGGUGAUACUUUACGCUUGUUCAUAA